AUGUCAGCAUGGAGACUGUGGGAAGAUGGAAACGCCAUUGAACUUGUGGACUCUUCCUUUGUUGCAAGUUUCCGACUUCAUGAAGUUCUGCGUUGUAUUCAUGUGGGACUCUUGUGUGUUCAGGACCAUGCUAGGGAUAGGCCACUUAUGUCAUCGGUUAUGUUUAUGUUCGAGAACGAAAGCGCACCGCUUCCAGCUCCAAAGCAACCUGUGUAUUUUGCUCAAGGUACUUGUGCGGACGAAGAAGGAAGGGAGAUUACAUCAAACUCUGUGAAUGCAGUGAGUAUCACAACAGUUGAUGGCCGUUAG
Messenger RNA from Triticum turgidum subsp. durum (durum wheat), 309 nucleotides. NCBI's taxonomy places the organism in Eukaryota, Viridiplantae, Streptophyta, Magnoliopsida, Poales, Poaceae. The record is from the annotation of a GenBank genome assembly.